AUGUCUUAUAAGCACGGUAGGUUUGAGACCGACGGCAAUGACCUGCAGAAGCAGAUGCAAAAUGCUCAACAGCCAGGAUGUAAAUUUCCCCGAAGCACAGUCGACCUGGAUGAUCUCAACAAAGACGAGUGGACUAUUAAUUAUACUUACGAGCCUCUUCCCCACGGACUAGCUUGCUGGACUGGGCGACUUGGACUAAAAGCAAGCAUUCCGGUUCCGGAGGGUCACGAAGGCCCAUACCGCUAUGUCUGCCUGAUCAAGCGUGAACUUCCACCUAUCAGCUGGGUGGGCCGCGUUGGAGAAGGUGUCAUCGUCUUGGACAUUAUUAAUCGGGUAGAUGGAAACACUUACUACAUUAGUGACCUGACUAAACUGGCCUAUCAGGAGUUCUUUGACCUCGAUACGCUUCGGUAUGUAUUUGCAACUUGUGUUGUGAACGGUGAGACCACAUACCUUCUGAACGAAAUCUACAACGCUCACGAUAUCGUCCCUUUCUGCAGCGCUGAGUACACAUGGGAGGCUUCUACUGCGGAGUUUAGAGCCUUGAUUGGCUGCGGCAUUGGUAAGUGUGUUUCUACAUUCAUUCUUGCUGCCUAUGGUCAAGGUGUCAAGCAGAUUACGAAAAUCAUCACUUGGCGAGUUGAUGCAGAGCUUGAAAUGCUGUUCUACAUUGAAAAUGUUGCUUAA
Molecule: messenger RNA, 687 nt
Organism: Penicillium verhagenii
Lineage: Eukaryota; Fungi; Ascomycota; Eurotiomycetes; Eurotiales; Aspergillaceae
Exons: 1
Coding region: 1-687 (228 amino acids)
Source: RefSeq, a predicted model, not a curated record